GGCCCUGAAUGCCGGCUGGUCUCUUAGCCGGCGCGGAACGUAGCGGCGCUGCAUUUCAGGAACCGUCGUCGACGGCGUCAUCACUGUCAUAGUUCGAUCGUUGCGUUCUAACGAUCAUUCCCUCGAGGGAGAGAAACCGAACGGAGUGGAACCGUGUCUUUUAAGGCGUACAUUGGUAUCGUCCGAAGUACGCCGACGUCACGGUAGUGUGUGCGCGUGUAUUUGUUUGAUUGCAUGAUCAUUGACAAUGACCAUGACCGUGGAGGUUUACUACGACGGUUUUCGAACUUUUUCUUGGCUUGCUGAUUUCAUCGACUUGCCGAUUGACCAGGUGAAUUUUCUACUAACACAGUUCACAGCACUGAUAUUGGCUGGAUUUUUAAGAACUUUUCUUAGUCCUGCUACCGUAACACCAGCAACCAGACAUGUAUUUGGUCUCGUCAUCGGCCUCAUGCUUGGAUAUUUCUGCUUUGGCAGGCAGGCGAUACACCUUGCAGGCCUUCCCGCCUUAUGUUACAUAGCAAUGCGUACACAAAAUCCUCGUAAUAUACAGAGGGUUGUACUGACGACGGCGCUGCUCUACUUAUCUUGCGUGCAUUACCAUCGACAGAUGUACAAUUACGGCUCGUACACACUCGAUAUUACUGGACCACUUAUGGUGAUAACGCAGAAAGUAACCAGCCUCGCGUACAGCGUACAUGAUGGGUUAAUGCGACGUGAAGAGGAACUUACGCCAACGCAACGUCAUCAAGCCGUGAAAAAGAUGCCAACAACGUUAGAGUACUUCAGCUACGUCUUCCAUUUUCAAGCAUUGAUGGUUGGACCGGUGAUAUUUUAUCGUGAUUACAUCGAUUUUAUUCAUGGACGUAAUUUAGCUGGAACGAAAGCUUUGACGGGCUAUGAUAAAAAUUCCGAUCGUUAUAAUGAAAUAAUUCUGGAACCAUCCCCGAUACCGGUCGUAAUAAAGAAGGUCGUAGUGAGCAUGUUGUGCGCGAUUAUGUUCGUGAUUUUCUUUCCAACGUAUCGAAUUGAAAAGCUAAAAGACGAUGACUUCUUACAAAAUACGUCGGUGUUUUACAAGAUGUGGUACUUGAUGGUGACCACUAUGCUAAUUCGUUUUAAAUACUAUCAUGCGUGGAUCUUCUCCGAUGCGAUCUGCAAUAAUUCUGGGAUUGGUUUUAAUGGAUAUGACGAGAAUGGUGAAGCUAAAUGGGAUUUAGCCUCUAAUGUUGAUGUCUAUGGUUUCGAGAUGUCUCUUAAUUUAAAAGAGAGUAUCGAACAUUGGAAUAAAGGAACUAAUAGAUGGCUUAGGUCGAUCGUAUAUGAAAGGGUAGAUCACAAUAAACUUGUAUUCACAUAUGCCCUUUCUGCCUUGUGGCAUGGAUUUUAUCCCGGUUAUUAUUUAACAUUCGCCAACGGAGCCUUUUUCACUUUAGUGGCACGAGCCGCUCGUCGUAAUAUACGACCAUACUUCCUUGUCUCCAAGAGAAUGAAGUUCCUUUACGAUGCGCUUACGUUUAUUUCAACGCGAAUUUUGAUGGCCUACAUAACAUUCAGCUUUAUACUCUUGGAAUUUAUGCCAAGUAUCAUGAUGUACCUGUCUGUAUACCUGUUUCUACAUAUAAUCGGUUUAGCUAUACUAUUAAUCGCACCACGUCUUCCGAAAGUCUCAUCGCACAAGAAAAUUACCGAGAAAGAAUCGAAUACUUCUCAGGAAUUAAUCAAUGGAACUGCACGCAAAUCUAUGUGAACUCUACUUCGAUGUGGCCAAAAAAGGGAUGAUCACACAAGAGAUAUAUAUUUUUUAUGAAUGUUUUAAUAUUCAUAUAAAUAUUAUGUAUAUAUUAUAUA
Messenger RNA from Eufriesea mexicana, 1851 nucleotides. RefSeq names its product lysophospholipid acyltransferase 6 (gene oys). The coding region runs from base 248 to 1750 and encodes 500 amino acids. Gene Ontology annotation, biological process: lipid modification. Gene Ontology annotation, cellular component: membrane. Gene Ontology annotation, molecular function: acyltransferase activity. Lineage: Eukaryota; Metazoa; Arthropoda; Insecta; Hymenoptera; Apidae. The transcript has 11 exons. The record is from RefSeq and is a predicted model, not a curated record.